Entrophospora sp. SA101 is the source of this 435-nucleotide messenger RNA. The record is from the annotation of a GenBank genome assembly. Lineage: Eukaryota; Fungi; Glomeromycota; Glomeromycetes; Entrophosporales; Entrophosporaceae.
AUGGGUUAUCAUUCACAUUGGGAGAUAUCUACGAUAACGGGACAGGGUGCAUUUAUUGUGAAAGAUACUCCACCAAAAGAUUAUGGUGAUUUUGAAGACCAUCCAUUAACUAUUACUACAACCGCAAACGCCACCACCUCCAAUAAUAAUAAUACAACAGCAAUAAUAAAAGAAGAAGAGGAACCCUUUAUAAUAAUGUUUUCAGAUUUAUGGGCUAAAAGUGAUGAAAUAUUGGCAAAAGGAUUAAUGGAUCCACAAAAUUUUACUUGGAUUGGUCCACCAUCUGAUCUGUUGAUAAAUGGCAAUUUUUUAGAUGAAACGGUGUUUCUAGUUGAACCAAAAAAAACUUAUCGUCUUAGGAUUAUUGGUGCAACUACACUCGAAGAUAUAGUUUUUGAAUCUUUAGAUGAUAAAGAUAAAAAUCGAACUAAGUGA